Molecule: messenger RNA, 822 nt
Organism: Juglans regia (Persian walnut)
Lineage: Eukaryota; Viridiplantae; Streptophyta; Magnoliopsida; Fagales; Juglandaceae
Product: AP-4 complex subunit sigma
Exons: 4
Coding region: 103-531 (142 amino acids)
Biological process (GO): protein transport; vesicle-mediated transport
Cellular component (GO): intracellular membrane-bounded organelle
Source: RefSeq, a predicted model, not a curated record
AGUGAAUGGUUUAGAAGAUUACAAGAAUAUUUUUCUUUUCGAAAAGGUAUAGCCAAACUUAAAGAUCUCUCUGCCUCUCUCUCGUGGUGAAGAGGGAAGGAAAUGGGGAUCAGAUUCAUAUUGAUGGUGAACAAGCAGGGACAGACCCGUCUUGCCCAAUACUACGAGUACCUCACUAUCGAAGAACGACGCGCUCUUGAGGGCGAAAUUGUUCGCAAAUGCCUCGCCCGUAACGAGCAACAGUGUUCUUUUGUCGAGCAUCGGAAUUACAAAAUUGUUUACAGGCGCUAUGCGUCACUUUUUUUCCUGGUUGGAGUUGACAAUGAGGAAAACGAACUUGCAAUUCUGGAAUUCAUACAUCUAUUGGUGGAAACAAUGGACCGGCAUUUUGGCAAUGUGUGUGAGCUAGACAUCAUGUUUCAUCUAGAGAAAGCGCAUUUUAUGCUGGAGGAAAUGGUCAUGAACGGGUGUAUUGUUGAGACAAGCAAGUCUAACAUUUUGGCUCCCAUACAGCUGAUGGACAAAGCAUAAUGAACGGGUGUAUUGCUAAGGGUUUCUUUUAGAUUCUUCAGUGUUUGCUUCUUACUUGUGUUGUUGCCUAUUGUGCAAUAAGCUAAAAAGAUGGUAAAAAUUCAAUAAAAAUACAAUGUAAACCUACCAUUUUCAUUCUAGUGUUAGCUUUUUGUUCUAUUGUCUUGAUCACAUACUAGUUGAUGGAUCAAUCCUAGAAGUACCUCUGCCUUUUUAUUUUGCUCUUUAGAACUUUGUAAAUUAGAGGACUUCGAGACGAAGCAAAAAAAUCAUUCACUAUUUUUUAUGCUC